Aphis gossypii (cotton aphid) is the source of this 1782-nucleotide messenger RNA. RefSeq lists its product as uncharacterized. Gene Ontology annotation, biological process: sensory perception of smell; detection of chemical stimulus involved in sensory perception of smell. The record is from RefSeq and is a predicted model, not a curated record. Bases 468 to 1763 code for a protein of 431 amino acids. The transcript has 6 exons. NCBI's taxonomy places the organism in Eukaryota, Metazoa, Arthropoda, Insecta, Hemiptera, Aphididae. Gene Ontology annotation, cellular component: plasma membrane. Gene Ontology annotation, molecular function: olfactory receptor activity; odorant binding.
UCAGAUAAACUUGAAAUUUUUAAAAAUAUAAUUUUUGUAGUAUACUGGUCAACCCGUGUAAAGUUCAAGUCAAACAGUUCAUAAUUUUAGACUACAGAGAGAUCGGACCUUUCCUAAAAUUACACAAUUUAAAUACAAGUAGUUGGUUCUUUCGUGUAACUGCCAUCAUCGCCACUAGCUCUAUUUUUGUUUUUUAAUUUUGUGCAGCCACCGCAGCGCUAGAUAUCGAUAAGUAAUCAAUAACAAAAAUACUAUAAAAUGUUAUCCUAGUCUAUUUCACACCACCGGCGAACUUCGGCGGUCUUGUGUCAGUAUCAUUAGUAUCAUUGAGUUUUGUUUGCACACCACAUUUCCAAUACCUAAAAUAAUUCAAUUAAAUUGACGAAUUAAAAUACACUCACUGUCAACAGAGAACCGAAAGAAAUAUAUUAUAACAAUUUAUUUUAAAUGCGUGUACUUGAUAUAUUAUGAUGGACGUUAGAGACGAAAAUAACUAUGUUUUCAACAUUUGGUUGGCUAAACGUAUAAGUUUAUAUCAAAUUUUGAAUACUCAAACUAAAAUAAUUUACGGAAAAAACGUCUACCAUAUUGUCAUUUCAUUCAUAGCACUGUAUUGUUGUGUCAUUUCGAUCAUGUUCUAUGUUAGUGGUGUGUACUAUUGGACGAACAACAUGACCACAAGCAUAGACUAUUUUUGGAGAGCGGAAAUCGUGAUGUUCUUGGUGUACAAGUUGUGGAUCAUUGUCCAUUAUUCAAACGAUAUAUGGAACUGUUUGUCGGUGACUUGGUAUGGUUUUACAUCAUCAUUCAACUUCCGGAGGAGACAUGUACUGGACCGUUGGCGAAAACGUUCAAUGAGGUUUUCGACCUUGUUUUUCUUCAUGGAUUUGUUUUGCCUCAUCAGUUACAUGGGCAUCACACAGGCAUUCCGUAAUGAAAUAACACCGGUGAAAAAUCGCGACGGUUCGGUCGGAUAUUACCGAGAGAAUAUAUUGAAUUUGUAUAUAAUUGUAUCUGACGAAACGUACAAUACAUAUUAUAAUACGUUUUUCUUUGCCGAAGCGUUGUUGACCGUCUCUCUAGCAACGUUCUUCCUCUUAUUCGAUAUGGUUUUGGUUACCUUGUGCUUUGCUAUUUGCGGUCAGAUAGAAAUGAUUAAAUCUGCUUUUGAAUCAGUUGGACAUAAAUCGAUUCGCGAACCUCGUUCCCCAAUUGGUCAUAUCUUAGAUGGAAAAAAAAAUAUAUCUAACAAACAGGAUUUAAUUUAUGAUGAUUUAAAAACAAUUAUAAUGGAUCACCAAAAAGUUAUGAAGAAAUAUGAAGAUUUUUUAGCUCUAUUUGGGAAAGCAAUGUUGUUACACAUUUUUGUUUCAUCGCAAUCACUCAUCUUAAUUUGUCUUAUUUCUAUAAUGAUGUUAUCUGGCGUGGAUAAUUUUAUAUCUUCGGAUCUUACAACAGUAAAAAUGUUAUGCCUAAUCCCUUCGUUCUCCUUUCAGAUAUUUAUGGUGUGUUAUUUAUUUGGAAAUUUACACAAUCAAAAAGAUUCAGUAAUAUUUUCAUUGUACAGCAGUAAUUGGACGGAAAUGGAUAUGAAGUGUAAAAAACUGAUAUUAUUAACAAUGCAAAUGAAUAAUGCUAACUAUAAAAAGUUAAGAUUCACUAGAACAAAAAUUGUAAACUUGGAAAUGUUUUUUAAGACAGUGGGUGAUUGCUAUACAAUUUUAUCAGUAUUGGUAAAUUAUAUGAAAAGCAAAUAUGAAUGAUUUAAGAUCCAUAGCAGAG